AGGUUUCUCAACAGUGGAUGUUUAGUUCACAAGUUAAAAGUGCCGAUUCCUCCAGUGUUCAUACAUUUCUCUAUAUGUAGUUCGUUUUUGGUACAAUGAACCGAAUUAUUUCAAAUAUUCCAAAGUGUAUUCAACAGAUUUCAACAAUGUCUCAAUUGUUUAGUGGCGUUAAAUAAUAGAAAAAACUAAAAAAUAAAAACUUUUAAAAAAAGUAGGGUUUGAAAUUAUCGUUCUAUUUAGACACAGGUGUACAGAGUGACUCAAAAACUGACAAGUUUCAAGUUGUGGGUGAGCGAAGCUGACAGGGGCGCUUUGUAACGGUUUUUAACAGGGAUGAUGGCCUUGCACAAUUACAACAGUUCAACAAAUCUGCCCACCAAUGGGAUCUAACGUCUCCACAAAAACGGACAGUUCAUCCUCAUCAAUCAUGUCCAACCAGAACGCCACCAUUGAACCAUCGAAAAUCAUCAUCGACCAAUCCGACCAAAACAUCUCCAAUUCAGACCAGUGCUGUUCCGCCUCCGACCAAACCGGUACCGAAGGUACCAGUAGUUCUAGUUGCCACCAAAGCGGUACUGAACAUUUAAAGGAACUACCUUCAAGUACAAACGUUGAAGAGCUGAAAUCAAAUAAAAAAGCAAUAGAAUUUAGUGAUGAUACGACAGGUGUAGAUAAGAACGAAGACGAAGACUCUGCAACGGAGAGUCUUCCGCCUACUGAGGAGUUAAUCGAGGAACCCCACGAUCGAUCGGAUGGUUCGGACUCUGGUUUAGGUUCAGAGCUGAGCGAAGAACGACCACAGGAAGUUGUGGCGAAUAUAGAAAGCGAUAGCGAGUCUUCUUUUCUUUACAAUACAAUAUCUAACACCCAGUUUGAGGAAUUUGCUAGGCAAGUUGCUAAUAACGACAUGAGCGGCGUACAAUCCAAGAGUAAACAGACAAAAAGUAGUCUUAAGCGAAAGCAUGUUGCGGAUGAAAACGAUGAACCCAAAGCCAAAAAAAGAAAAGGUAUCACUUUUGAUAGUGUCACCGUCUUCUAUUUCCCCAGAACGCAAGGUUUUACUUGCGUUCCUUCACAAGGCGGCUCUACCUUAGGCAUGGGAGCUCACCAUUCGCACGUAAAGAAGUUCUCCAUAGCUGAGCACGCCUUAGAGCAAAGAAGGAUCCAUAGGCAACUCCUGCAGCAACUUCGCUCCGAAAGGAACGUUACCGGUGGCACAGCAACUUCCAGUGAUGAAUCCGACAGUGAAGAUGAAGCCAGUGAGGGCUCAGAUACCGAAAUGGACCCCGACAACUUCUACUUCCUUCAGCCAGUUCCUACAAGGCAGCGAAGAGCUCUUCUCAGAGCUGCUGGAGUGAGGAAGAUCGACUCGAUAGAGAAGGACGAGUGCAGGAACAUUAGGACGUCAAGGGAGUUCUGUGGGUGUGGUUGUAAGGGAUAUUGUGAUCCGGACACUUGUUCCUGCAGUCAGGCGGGGAUCAAAUGUCAAGUAGAUAGACUUAAUUUUCCUUGUGGCUGUUCUAGAGACAAUUGUGGGAACUCCAGUGGAAGGAUCGAGUUCAACCCUGUCCGGGUUCGGACACAUUUCAUACAUACACUUAUGAGGCUAGAACUAGAAAAAGAAAAGGAAGGCAAAUCCGAAAACAAAGACACCCCAGUUCCCCAAAACUGGAUGGACAACGAGAGGCUAACAGCCGUGCCCCACCAGGACCAAUCUUCAGCGAAGUCUCCCAUCAAUAAGUAUAAUAGUAGUUUGUUACGAGACGUCAAUCUUACCGCCAACGUGGAGGCCGAAAACUGCGUCCACACCGGAAGCUUCACCAAUCUACACUACGGAGCUCCUGGAGAAGGGCCCGGGAAUCAUCUGCCGGACAGAGCUGAUUCCCUGGACCUGUAUACUUUCAGAGAAAAUUGCUACAGCGAGGAGGGAAACCAAGAGGAACGCAAACAGCCGUUCCACGGCCAGGCGUUCCACUUCUCCGGCGUGGGAUUCGGCAAUUACGUCCCUGGCCACCAAAAUCAAUACCCUCAGCCCUACCAGCAGACCUUCAGCGAGUUUCCUCCGAUGUUCACUCCCUACGGGGGCAUGUACGUCCCGGAGUUCAGCCAGAAACCCCUAGAUGGCGCCUUCCAUCAAACCUACGAGAACUUCAAUACGGAUCACAACUUCCCCGAAUCUAAGGAAAACCAAUACACUAAUCUCAAUCCUGUUGCAAGCAAUAGCAAGAUAGAGUCGUUCUCUGAGUUGUUAAACGGGAGAUAUGGAGGCUAUUCAAGUUACGAGGGAGAGUUCAGUAGUUUGAACUCGGAAUGUUCGGCGAAUAACUUGGAGAAGGGUAACGAUAAUUCGACCAGUACCAAUGAAGAAUGCGACGAAAACUUCGGCGAAAUUAUUAAGAAAUCUAUGGUAGAAACUGUCUCAGCAUAAAGUUAAUGAUUAUACAUACCAGUAUCACAAUUGUAUGACAGUUCAUCACCUCUACAUCCACCCUUAGUUUUAUGUGGUAACGCUACAUUGUAAGUUUAGUUCAGGGAAAUAGGCAAAAAAAGCAACCCUGUUUGUUACACUGCCCCCUCCAGGCUAACGAUAGUUAUUUUGAGUACUGUGGAUCUCCAUAAUAUAAUCAUGUUUCCUGCAGUCGAUUUUUUAAAUUUAAUUAGUUAUAAACGAAUUAAUUUUCAUUCAAAAUGAAUAAACAUUUUCAAUAUCGUUGCAACCCGAAACCGCAGUCGCAUUAUAUUUCUAGUUCAAUCAGAGAGUACAGCAAGAAUCUCUACCGGUUUCGGGGCUUCUUAGCUUCUCAUAAGGAGAUCCAUAUAUGCUCUUUUCUCUGAAUGAAGUAGGAUAAUACUCCUCGUGCCGUCACGGAUUGCAACGAACGAAAUGGCAUGGAUGGCCUAGCGACAUCUACUAGAAAAAAGUUUAUGUUUUUGUAAAAGGUUUAUUUAAAAUCCCUAAAAAGGGCUAUAUUACAACAAAACGUUUUCGGAAUCAAUAUUCCAUCAUCAGUGUUAUCACUUAAAAUAACUAUAACUCUAUAAGUAAAGCAAACGUGAGGUUAAAUUUUGACAAAGGAAAAAAAGUGAAUAGAUAGUUAUACUUACAGGUUUACAUGCUUUAAGCCACCAAAAUAUACGGGUAAAGACCCUUGAGUUGUCUUUAAACAGUUGAGGUUACAUUAUAUUAUCCGAUUUUAAAGAAUGUUAAAAAUAUUUCCAGAUUAACCCCUGGCAUCACAUCAGCUCACACAUUCAGCCCCUCAGGGCUGAAGUAACUACACAUAUUAUUACAGUCUGUCAAGGCACAUUGAUAAUCUAGUGCUGACACCGUUCAGAGAGCCAUUCCGGUUCAGUUGUCACCUAAACUCUGCCAUGUAAGGUCCUACCUACAAAUUUUCCAACCAAUAUGGAUGGUUGAUGUCAUCUGAUGCCAGGGGUUAAUCUGGAAAUAUUUUUAACAUUCUUUAAAAUCGGAUAAUAUAAUGUAACCUCAACUGUUUAAAAACAACUCAAGGGUUUUUACCCGUAUAUUUUGGUGGCUUAAAGCAUGUAAACCUGUAAGUAUAACUAUCUAUUCACUUUUUUACCUUUGUCAAAAUUUAACCUCACGUUUGUUUUACUUAUAGAGUUUACUUAUUUUAGGUGAUAACACUGAUGAUGGAAUAUUGAUUCCGAAAACGUUUUGUUGUGAUAUACUGAUCCCUUUUUAGGGAUUUUAAAUAUACCUUUUACAAGAUAAGGUUUUUAUUUUUUGUGAUUUAUGGUAUACAGCCAGUUACAGGAAUUUUUACUUGUGAUAUUUUUAUGUUUUUAAUUUAAUAGCACAUGAAAUGAUAUUUAAAAUACCAUUUUAUAUCCUACCAGAUUAAAAACAAUGGAAAACCUUCUCUGGUUACACCAUCUGAGGCUUUCAAAAGUGCAAGCCAUGCGGAUUCUGAGACUAUAGGAAGAUGAUGGAAUUUUACUACAUAUUUAUAAUUCACGCCCCAUCUGCUCAGGCGGUAAAUUUCCAAUGAGUAUGGUUCCCGUAGUACUCCAAAUAGAGUAGAAAUAUAAAUUAAAAAUGAAUAAUCAUUUUCAAUUUCGUUGAAAUCUUCGUGGUUUUUAAACAAGCUUACGAUUCUGUUAGCAGAGAAGCAUUGUGGGAGACUAUGGUAGAAAAUGGGAGUACCUGGAAAGCUGGUACGAUUAGCAAAGGUGGGCACGGAGAACGUUUCCGCACGAAUCAGAAUUGGCAGCACCACGUCGGAGGAAUUCCUCAUUGACACCGGGCUUAGACAAGGAGAUCCUCUCGCCCUCCUGCUGUUUGACUUCGCACUGGAACAUGCAGUAAGGAAAGCUCAGCCACAACUGACAAACGGAUUUGCCGCCCAAGGAUCAAAAAUACUAUUAGCCUUUGCGGAUGACGUGACACAAUUGCACAAUCCACCAGAGAUGCAAAAGAAGCUUUCACCCUAUUGAGAACGGAGCCAAGGAAGUUGGUCUUAAGGUCAACGAGGACAUGACCAAGUACAUAGUGGCUACGAAGAACCCAAGACCAAGGGUUAGACAAAACGUACAAUUAAUGAAUACAAUUUUGAAGUCGUCAAAGAAUUUAAGUACCUGGGAGCGAUCAUAACAUCUGAAAAUAAAUAUGAAAAGGACUUGACAGCCACGAUCAUUGCAGGAAACAGGGCAUAUUACUCAUUAAGGACCCUACUUAAAUCAAAAAUACUCUCAAGACCAGCAAAAAUAAGAGUAUAUAAGACAAUAAUUCGUCCUACAAUAACGUAUGGAAGCGAAACAUGGACUCUGAAUCAGAGGGAAACGACAAAAUUACUGGUACUUGAAAGAAAGAUACUGCGGACUAUCUAUGGGACUUGCAGAGAAGAGACAACAGGAGAAUGGAGAAGAAGACACAAUGAUGAACUCCAAACAAUAUAUGGAGAUGAAAACAUAGUAUGCUACAUUAAAGCAAACAGAAUAAGAUGGGUAAGUCACGCGCUAAGAUCAAGUGACGAAAGACUUCUGAACGCCACAUUCUGGGAAAGGCCCGAUGGAAAAAGGUCAGUUGGUCGCCCAAGAAAGAGAUUGAAGGACGCAGUAUCCAGUGAUCUACGCAAAAUGGGAGUACAGCAAUGGGAAAUAGCUGCUCAGAACCGACAACAAUGGAGGGAAAUAGUAAACGCGGCCAAGACUCACAUAGAGUUGCAGAGCAAAAUUUCGAGUUGCAGAGUUUCGUUGAAACCCGAAACCGAAGUCGCAUUAUAUUUCUAGUUCAAUCAGAGAGUACAGCAAGAAUCUUUACCGGUUUCGGUGCUUCUUUGCCCCUCAUCAGGAGACCAUAUGCUCUUCUCUCUGAAUGAACUAGAAUAAUACUCCUCUUGCCACGGAUGGCACGAAUGGCAUGGAUGUCCUAGCGACAACUGUUAGAAAAAAAUUCAAGUUUUUAAUCUAAUAGCACAUGUUUCUAAAAAUGCAAGCCAUGCGGAUUCUGAGACUAUAGGAAGGUGAUGACUCCACAUUUAAAAAAGUUCGUUUUAAAGGUUUUUAUAUGACGUUCAAGUUUCUUAGUGUUAAAUUUGUUUCAAAUGCUCCACUUUUCACGAAAAAAACGAAAAUUGGCCGUUUUUUAAACCUUAGAAUAGAAAUAUGCUUUGUCACCGAAAAUUUUUACAAUUUUAUGGACAAAGCUUCCAUACAGUCAAAAGAAAAAUAAUAUCAAUAACAAAUGACAACUGCAAUUUACUAAAAUUAGAAAAAUCGUCAAUAUGCGUAUAUACUUACAACAAAUAAAAUAGAACAUUAGGAACUGACAAGUUUAAGCUACUGCAUAUGAAACCCAAUUUUCUUAGUUAUUUAUUAAGAAAUUCUUCUAUUGAAUAAUAUGGUCUUGUAGAUAGAUAGGCUUUUGUCAUUUUACGGAACUUCCGGAAAGAUGUUGCAGAUUUAAGUUGUAACAGGAGAUGGUUGUAAAGUUUUUUUGCGGAAUAUAAUAUAGAUUUCUUUACUAACUCUGUGGAUGGGAUCGGUAAAUAAAUAUCAAAUAUUGAAUUUCUGGUGGAGUAAAUAUAAUUGAGCCUUGCUGGAAAGACAUGAAGGUGUUUACGAAUUAAACAAACCGUUUCUAGGAUAUAUAAAGAUGGAAGUGUUAAAAUUCCGUGAUCUCUGAACUAACUUAUGCAAUGUGUAGAUCUUCUGAGGCCAAACAGAUAUAUUAUUGCUCUUUUUUUGCAAUUUAAAAAUAACAUCAAAUUGAGCAGCUGUACUAGAACCCCAAAAAGGAAGACCAUAUCGAAGAUGAGACUCGCACAACGAAAAAUAUGUUAUUUUAGAAGAUGCUAAAUUGAGUUCCCUUGAGAUAAUCUUAUUGCAUAGCAAGCUGAGGAGAGUUUCUUACUCUACGAAUCGAUAUGAAGGGACCAUUUGAGGUUUCUGUCUAAAAAAUACCAAGAAAUUUUACAGAAUCAACGGUACUGAUCUGGCUAUUAUUAAGAGGCAAAGGUUGAAUAGCUCCUUUAUAGGAUAAUGCUACUGUUUUAUCUACGGUAAAAUAGAGUAAAUUAGAGUCAGGCCAGGUCUUUAUCGUCAGUAGAUCCGAAGUUAUAGUUUCAUGAAGAGAUGCAAUAGUUGAGUUGCUCCAAGUGAUACUGGUAUCAUCAGCAAAAAGAAAAAAUUUCCCAUUGAUUUUUAAGUUAGUGAUGUCAUUUAUAAAGAUAAGGAACAGAAGAGGACCCAAUACUGAUCCUUGUGGUACUCCACAUACAAUGUUUUUGAGACUAGAGUCAGUAUCAUUUGCUCUAACUAGUUGUUUCCUAUUAUUCAAGUAGGAUUGGAACCAAUUCAAAGAAAUACCUCGAAUUCCAUAGAAAUUUAGUUUUUUAAUCAAGAUGUCGUGAUUUACACAAUCAAAAGCUUUAGCAUAGUUAUCCAACCAACCUUAGUUUGUUAGUAACUAAUUAUCCAAAAAAUCGACUUCAGGAAACAUCGAGUUCUAAACUACUCAAAAACUCGUUUGCCUGGAUGGGUCAGUGUCACGAGAAAAACCCCAUUUCUCUGGGCUAGUAAAUUUAUGUAGCAACUAUACUUUUUAACAUUACAUAUUUUAUCCUUCAAUUCCAACAUUAUUUUUUAACUAGUAUGCUACUCUUCUGAUCCGGAAGGACAGAGCAGUAAAUGUUUCGCCCUAUUCAAAUAUCGAAAAUCUUUAGCCGGGAUCCAAUGGAGCGUGCCGUAACACUCUUGGUUGGCACCACACGUUACCGUGAAAUUAUUACAUUUUUACUUUUUGAUAAAAUCAAUCGGACCAUGUUUGUUCCGUUUAGUAAAUUGGAUAAUUCAUACAAUGAUAAAAAUUCCAACACAAGUGGUUAGACCACAAAAUUACCACGGCAAUAACUGUACCAGCCGCUAGCCGACUUGGAGGGGUCUAUUCAGUUUCUGACUUCCUUUGAACCGUGCUCAUUUACCGACAAACGAUGGAACACUUCGCGCCGAUCCAGGCCGGCCAUAAAUAGAGGGUUUGCUCCCAGCAAAAAGAUUGUCAAUCACAAAUUCUGCGGGAAAUAACGCUAUUUCACGUUGCGUUGAUUCUCAAGGCGUGUCACGCCACGUUCCAUCACACCUUUCCGUUCAGCGUUUCUCGACCCUAGAAUUGAUGAAUUCCCAUACAAUCUUCGUUUUACUUUACUUAUAUAAAGUGCUGAGAGUUUUUUAACAAUAUUAUCUUUACAAGUUUUCUUUGUACGUAUUGUUAUCUGUAUAUAAAAGUUGUUGAGUCAAGAGAAUUUUUAGGACUUCUUUUUAAACGACGUUAUUAGAUUGAAUCUAAAAAAUAUCACUUGAAUACCCCUGUUGAACUUGCCCCUCACCUUGAAAAAAAUAAAAAACAAAUAGCACUAAAUUACGAGCUAUUUAUGAGCUUUUAUAUCCCGCAGAUUAAAAAAUUUUUGAGCCCGUUAUACUGGCAUUUUUUUGUGGGGGGCUCAGCCCCCCCCCCCCACUACUUAAAAAUAGACAUAUUGAAUCGAUCUUUGCGGCAGAAUUGCGACCUAUUUAUGAGCUUUCAAAUUGAUAUAGUUUUGAUUUUUGAGCUCAUCCUCUUAACCCCCAAAUAACCCUUUAAUCGAUUUAACUCAAGAAAAAUGUUGAGAAAAAUUAAAAUAUAUCGUAUCGCUGAUACAAUUCGUAUAGCGUAUAGAUUCUAAGUAUAAACUCUUAAAAUACGCGCAUUUCAAGUAUUGAGCUAUAACCCCUUCGCAAGAAAACCUCCCCAUAUUCCCGGCUUAAGAGGGAGUUGUACUUAAAAUGAAUAAAAUUAAUUAUUUUGCGACUUCAUAUCGUUUAGUAAUUUAUGAGCUCGCAAAAUAUGCGCAUUUAGAUUAUUGAAUUGCAAUUUCUUUUGUAGGAAUAUUUUAUAUUCCUGCUGUACGAAAAAAUUAUAAGUUAUACUUUUAGAAUAGUAAUUUAUGUCUAAAUUAAUUCGGAGCUCAUAAAUUAGUAAACGAAAGGUAGUCGCAAAAUAAUUAAUUUUAUUCAUUUUAGGUACAACUUUCUCUUGAACCUGGAAGAUGGGGAGGUUUUCUUGCGAAGAGGUUGUAGCUCAAUAAUCGAAAUGGACGUAUUAUUUAUUAGAAUUUAUUAUGAAGAGUUUAUUCUUAGAAUCUAUACGCUAUACGAAUUAUAUCCCCGAUACGAUAUAUUUUAAUUUUUCUCUUGAGUUGAAUAAAUUAAAGGGUUAUUUGAGAGUAUAGGGGAUGAGCUCAAAAAUCGAAACUAUAUAACUUCGAAAGGUCAUAAAUUGCUCGUAAUUCUACCGAAAAGAUCGAUUUAAUAUCUCUAUUUGUAAGUACUGGGAGUACUGGGACUUAGCCCUAACACAAAUAAUAUUAAAUUCUUGCCCAUUGUAACGAGCACAACAUUUUUAAUCUGCGGGAUAUGAAAGCUUUUAAAUAAUAGCUCGUAAUUUAGAGCUAUUUGUUUUUUAAUUUGUGCAAGGUGGGGAGGCCAGCUCAACAGGGAUCACUUAAACAACAUGGCAGUGGUAAACCUUGCUUGCUGUAAAUAUACCGUGACGUCAUAGUAACAUCACCAGUGUUGCCGGAUCUUUUACUUAAAAAUGUAAUAAAUUUUACAUGUUCACAAAAGUGCAUAUAUUUCUUAAAAAAGAUUACCAAAAUGUACAUGUUUGUUUUCUCGCACAUUGUAUUCUCUUUCUUUAGUCUCAUAUUUUUAUUACUGGUCUAAAAAGGCAUUAAACACGUCAAAAAAUCUUAAUCUGAAUCCACUACACAUGGCAACAUGAAUGUGGCAACAUUGUCGCAAUAAAUUGGCGAAUCUGUUUUUAGAUUCGAAGACGUCAGUAUCUAUUUAUAAUAAAUAUGGUUUACAUAUUUAUGAUAUUUAUUUUAAAAGGCAACCAUUGUAUUUUAUUAUUAUAUUAUUAUUAUUACGUUCCAUAUUGAUUAUUACUUAUUGAAUUGUAAAUGAUUUAUAUAUAAAAUGUAGAAAAAUAUUAGAGAAAAAAAGUGUUUUAAUAAAUGUUGUGAAAAACUA
Molecule: messenger RNA, 9534 nt
Organism: Diabrotica virgifera virgifera (western corn rootworm)
Lineage: Eukaryota; Metazoa; Arthropoda; Insecta; Coleoptera; Chrysomelidae
Product: cysteine/serine-rich nuclear protein 1
Exons: 4
Coding region: 380-2428 (682 amino acids)
Biological process (GO): regulation of transcription by RNA polymerase II
Cellular component (GO): nucleus
Molecular function (GO): DNA-binding transcription factor activity, RNA polymerase II-specific; sequence-specific DNA binding
Source: RefSeq, a predicted model, not a curated record